Messenger RNA from Balearica regulorum gibbericeps (East African grey crowned-crane), 890 nucleotides. The record is from RefSeq and is a predicted model, not a curated record. Lineage: Eukaryota; Metazoa; Chordata; Aves; Gruiformes; Gruidae.
AAAAUACGAAGGAUAUUCUCGUGAUAUAUGAACAAGAAGCAGAAGAGUGGGCUCUGUAUUUAAAAUCUCUUUUUGGACACAUAGUGAAUGAAGGAGGAAUCUUACUCUACAAUCUAGAGACUUCAUCUUUCAAACACCAUGAACUAUUCUCUUUACCCUGUUAUAAAUGUAAACUCCUGAUACUAUCGUGUGGACUUCUUAACUCCCUGAAUCGAAAGAGAAGUUAUUUUCUGGAGCAAGUUCUAAAACCUGCAGAUAAUGUGGUGAUUCUGCUUUGUGGGGUGGAGAAUUCAGAGAUUCUUUAUGAGAUCCUGACCUUAGAUGGAGGCAGCAAAGAGAUUUCCACUGAUCAGGAACCUGAGGAAUAUCUCUCUGUUGUUACUGGAAUUAUUCAACCAGGUAAGCCACAGAAUGAAAAUCCCGGAGACUCUUACAUCUAUGAAGCAGUUCUUGCAGACGAUCACCAGAUUAGCUCUGAUGUUAACUUGUCAGAUGUCAGGGGAGCAUCAGAAAAAAGAGACCUCAGUUUUAAAACGGAGGUACUUUCUGAAACAUUAGGAACUAACGAGCAGUCGAUAUUGGUGCUUCCAGGAAGAAUAUCCUGUGAGAACCCUGGUGAAAUAUUCAUUUUGUUGAAAGAUGAAGUAGAUGAUGAAACUUUAGAAAUUGAAUUCAUAGCAGAUAAUCAACGAAUUAGGACACAGCCAGCCUCUUGGAAUAAGAAGGUCAAGUACAUGAAAGCCUUAGAUUUUCCUGCUGGCCCUGUCUAUGUAAAUGUCUACUGUGGAGAACUCAUUAAGACCACAGCGCAAAUUGAGUACUAUACUGUACUGGAGGAGAUUGAGCACAUUUUUCAGAAAGUGGCUGACCCAAUAGCUUUCACUUGUCAG